Molecule: messenger RNA, 1638 nt
Organism: Peronospora matthiolae
Lineage: Eukaryota; Oomycota; Peronosporomycetes; Peronosporales; Peronosporaceae
Source: the annotation of a GenBank genome assembly
AUGUCGCGGGCAGCUACGCCCCUGAACGCAGACGCGUGCCGCGUGUGUGGCAAAGAGGACGACGAGGAGUUCUUGGUCUUAUGUGACGGCUGCGACCGCGCCUUCCACACCGCCUGUCACCAGGGCUGCACCUGCUGCAUGACCAAACCGCGCAACAACUUUGCACGCAAGCCAGCGGUACCUGAAGGCGACUGGUUCUGCAAGUUUUGUGCCGGCCGCAUUCCUGCUCUCGACAAGGGGAAACCACCCGUAUCUUCGAUUUUUGUGUGGGGGGACAAUGAAGAUGGGCAGCUGGGACUUCCAGACACAGAGGCCAAGGUAGUCUGGCAACCCACAAAGGUGCAUGAACUCGAUGGUAUUGGUGUCCUGGACAUUGCUUGCAGCGAAACGAGCACGUUCGUGCUCGGCAACGACACCAACUUGUACUCUGUGGGUACGGGACUGUGCGGCCAGUUAGGACACCAGGACGUUGUGCACGAGAGGCUGCCACACUUUCGUUUGCUGGAAUCCAUGACGGAAGAUAAACGGUCCAAGGGUGAAGGAAGAUUCGCACAGAUCCAUGCAGGCGCUCACUUUGGUGUGGUCGUUACGACUGCAGGACAUGCCUAUACGUGGGGGAAUGGCGAGCAUGGACAACUAGGUCACCAGGAGAACAAGAAUAAGAAAGUGCCUAAGAAGGUUUCUGCCUUGAGAGAACUUGAAGUGCCAGUCGACCUGACUGCAUGUGGAAGCGACUUUGUCAUCAUGACGACUAAAGACCCUGGUGAUGACGACCAGUUUAACACGAACAGACCGGGUGUCUUCAUGAGCAUGGGAUCCAAUACUCAAGCGCAAUUGGGCGAUGCAUCCAAUAAGAACCAGUGGGUCCCGCAGCUCCUCAACAACGACGCCCCGGACGUUACUAGCAGCGAAAAUGCAGACAUUGAAGAGCCCGCUGAGUUCCUAUUAGGUCGUGACAUUACGCAGCUGGCUGCAGGUGGAUCGCAUGCUGUCGCUGUCGUUGCUGGAACGAAUGGGAUUUGGACGUGGGGUUAUGGAGAUCGUGGUCAAGUCGGGCAUGAAAAGUCAGCUUCUCCUCCGGGGGAGUCGAAGUUUUUCCGCUCACAAUUUCGUGUACCUCGACCGCGCUUUGUCCAGGCCUUUCGAAACGAUCAGGUCACAUCCGUUGCGUGUGGUGCCCAGCACACGCUCGUGCUCUUGCAGGAUGGACGUCUGUUUGCUAUGGGCGAUAACGAAUUUGGUCAGCUUGGCACAAAACGUGGCGACGAGGCAGAGACGAAUUGCACGUCGACGCCUGUGCGUGUCACUACGUUUGGCUCUGACAAGAACCUCAAGCAAAUCGGCUGUGGCCACGACUUUUCGAUGACGCUCACGACCACCGGUGAAGUGUACUCUUGGGGUCGUAACCAGCUUGGACAGCUGGGUCUGGGUGAUUCGCAGCCUGGUUCCCUAGACACGCCUACCAAGGUGUCCGAGCUUCCGCGUAUUCAGAAGCUGGCAAUCGGUGUGAAUCAGGUCUUUGCCAUUGAAUUCACUGACGUGACGCUCCCACCUCCCAUUGUCCGCGUUGCUUUACCCGCCAAGAGGAGCCGACCAAGUGGAAUCGGUGCCAAUAGAUCGAAGAAAAGUCGAACGUAA